Trichoplax adhaerens is the source of this 966-nucleotide messenger RNA. RefSeq lists its product as uncharacterized. Lineage: Eukaryota; Metazoa; Placozoa; Uniplacotomia; Trichoplacea; Trichoplacidae. The transcript has 8 exons. The coding region runs from base 1 to 966 and encodes 321 amino acids. The record is from RefSeq and is a predicted model, not a curated record. Gene Ontology annotation, cellular component: SMN complex. Gene Ontology annotation, biological process: spliceosomal snRNP assembly. Gene Ontology annotation, molecular function: protein binding; RNA binding.
AUGACUUAUUCUAAACAAGUUUCUCUAACUUGUAGUGGACACACUAGACCUGUAAUUUGCUUGGCUCACAGUGGCUUAACAUCUGAAGGUUAUUUCAUGAUCAGUGGAUGUAAAGCUGGCCACCCAAUGCUAAGAAAAGGCGAAACAGGCGAUUGGAUUGGGACAUUUCACGGACAUAAAGGAGCUGUCUGGGGUGUUACCUUAAGUAAAGAUAGCUUUCGAGCUGCUUCGGCUUCUGCAGAUUAUACAGCGAAGGUGUGGGACACUGUUACUGGUGAUUUACUUCAAACUUUGGAACAUAAGCAUAUCGUUAAAAGUGUCGAUUUUUCAUACGAUUGCAAGAAAUUAUUAACUGCCAGCAAUGAAAAAUUGCUCAAAGUAUUUGAUUUAAAGGUUAAUGAUGACGACUAUUUCUCCUUAGAGGGACACACCGCUAGCAUCAAAUCUUCUUUAUGGCUUAAUGAAUACAUGAUAAUCAGUGGUAGUGAGGAUAAGACAAUAAGAAUCUGGGAUACAAGAAAUAGAGCAGAAUUUAAACAGGUCUUGGUAGACUCUCCUAUUACUAGUUUAGAGCUGUCUCAUAGCUAUGAUUUGCUGUUAGCAACCUAUGGAAAUACGAUAGCGAUAUAUAAUGCCACGAGUUUAAAAUUGGUUAAAGAUAUUAAAUGGCCUGUUUCGCUCAAUUCGGCAUCUUUACAUAAAGAUAAAUCUUGCAUUGUUGCUGGAGGUGAAGAUUUUAAAUUGUAUAAAAUUGAUUAUGAAACUGGAAUAGAAUUAGAAUCUUAUAAAGGACACUUUGGUCCAGUUCACUGUGUUAAUUUUUCUCCCGAUUCCGAACUAUACUCGUCUGGAUCGGAGGACGGAACAGUGCGUUUAUGGCAAACUGUUCCUGGUAAGGCUUAUGGACUUUGGAAAGGUGAAGACAAUAAAGCAAAAACUAUCCCUUCCAUUGCUACCGAUAAGUAA